GGAGUUCUGGUGUACUGCCUGUCUGUGUUCUGUACCUCUCCUUCGGGGAGUUCUGGUGUACUGACUGUCUGUGUUCUGUACCUCUCCUUCGGGGAGUUCUGGUGUACUGACUGUCUGUGUUCUGAGCGUCUGGUCACAGCAUGUGCAGAUGACACACUGCACCUGUGGACCUUCGCCAGGAGACGACCAGCCGUCCUGCACUCGCUCAAAUUCAACAGGGAGAGAGCAACUAAAGCCCAUCCAGGACCCGUAGUCCACCUGAGUGACAGCCCGAAGGAUGAAUGCAAGUUGCUGAUAGGGUUUGAAAGUGGAACAGUAGUGCAGUGGGACCUCCGAGCCAAGAAGGUUGACUUCAGAAUCUACUACGAUGAAGCUAUCCAUUCUGUGAGCUGGCACCAUGAAGGGAAGCAGUUCAUGUGUAGUCACUCAGACGGCAGCCUGACUAUGUGGAACCUGAGGAACACAGCCAGGCCUAUUCAGAUCACAUAUCCUCAUGGGAAGAUACUGAAGGAAGGGAGGAAGGAGUCGUGUAAGCCCAUCCUCAAGGUGGAAUACAAGACCUCCAGAAACAG
Molecule: messenger RNA, 572 nt
Organism: Salvelinus sp. IW2-2015
Lineage: Eukaryota; Metazoa; Chordata; Actinopteri; Salmoniformes; Salmonidae
Source: RefSeq, a predicted model, not a curated record